AUGCAUUGCAGCAAGGCAGUAUGUGCCGAACACAGGGAUAAUCUACUUUGCUGUCGAUGGCCAUCUAAUCUAGAAAAGGUACUUUUUUUCCGACUUGCUAGGCAUACAACUGUUUAUUUCUUUAUAUCUCUCUCCGUUUCAGUGUUACUUCCUGAAUCUCUGUCUGCUAUUGUUGGUCUCUUAGUGUGUUCGUCCUUUUAUAUGCACACCAAUCUCUCUCACUUUCUCUCUCUCUCUCUCUCUCUCUCUCUCUCUCUCUCUGAUUUGGUUUUCUUUCCGACUCUCUGUUAUUGGUUGAUUCUUGGUGCGUUCGUCACUUUAUAUUCAUCCAAGUGUUUAUAUCUAUCUAUCUAUCUAUAUAUCUAUCUAUCUAUCUAUCUAUCUAUCUAUCUAUCUAUCUCAGUGAAUUAUCUAUCUAUCUAUCUAUCUAUCUAUCUAUCUAUCUAUCUAUCUAUCUAUCUCAGUGAAUUAUCUAUCUAUCUAUCUAUCUAUCUAUCUAUCUAUCUAUCUAUCUCAGUGAAUUAUCUAUCUAUCUAUCUAUCUAUCUAUCUAUCUAUCUAUCUAUCUAUCUCAGUGAAUUAUCUAUCUAUCUAUCUAUCUAUCUAUCAUCUAUCUAUCUCAGUGAAUCUAUCUAUCUAUCUAUCUAUCUAUCUAUCUAUCUAUCUAUCUAUCUAUCUCAGUGAAUUAUCUAUCUAUCUAUCUAUCUAUCUAUCUAUCUAUCUAUCUAUCUAUCUCAGUGAAUCAUCUAUCUAUCUAUCUAUCUGUAAUUUCUAUCUUUCUGUAAUUUCUAUCGUUGAUUUCAAAUUUAUUUAUUUCUUUUUCUCUCUCUCUUUCUUUCUUUCAUCUAUCUCUGAUUUGGUCCUAUCACCUUCUCCUAUUUUUUAUCCCCUCUCUCUCUCUCUCUCUCUCUCUCUGAUUUGGUUCUCCCUCUCCCUCUUUUCUGUCUCUCUCCCCAUCUGA
This is a messenger RNA of Acanthosepion pharaonis, 960 nucleotides long. The record is from the annotation of a GenBank genome assembly. NCBI's taxonomy places the organism in Eukaryota, Metazoa, Mollusca, Cephalopoda, Sepiida, Sepiidae.